CAAAGUAUCCGACAUUGGUAUUCAAAAUGAAGUGAGGGUUUUAGGUUGGCUUCCGGCAGAAUCGUAUUGAGAAGCGAUAAUUGUAAGAACACUGCGAGGCUUCAACAAAAUCAAUCGCAAUGGGUUGGAUUGGUGACACCGUUGACUCCAUUAAAUCCAUUAAGAUUCGUCAGCUCCUUUCUCAGGCCGUCAGUCUUGGUUUGAUUGUUACAUCUGCUCUUAUAAUCUGGAAGGCAUUGAUGUGUAUUACUGGCAGUGAGUCCCCUGUUGUUGUUGUCUUGUCUGGAAGCAUGGAACCUGGCUUCAAGAGGGGUGACAUUUUGUUCUUGCACAUGAGCAAGGAUCCUAUUCGUACAGGGGAGAUUGUUGUUUUUAAUAUUGAUGGCCGUGAAAUUCCGAUUGUCCAUCGUGUAAUUAAGGUUCACGAACGUCAAGAUAGUGGAGAAGUUGAUAUACUCACUAAAGGAGAUAACAACUAUGGUGAUGACAGACUCUUGUAUGCACAAGGUCAGCAAUGGCUUCAACGGCACCACAUCAUGGGCAGAGCUGUCGGGUUCUUACCAUACGUCGGAUGGGUGACCAUAAUCAUGACUGAGAGGCCAAUUAUCAAGUAUAUUCUCGUCGGUGCAUUGGGAUUGCUUGUUUUAACUUCCAAUGAUUGAGACUGAAUCAAAGCGAUAAGUAUUGGCAAUAACCACACAGGAGUUGAUGAGAAUCAAUCAGUACCAGCAAAUUAGCUUAUUAUCUUGAUUUGCACAUUCUCUUGUAGGAAGAACGGCCAAAUUUCAUACAAUAAUAACUCAAAUCAGAUUUUAUUUCUAUUUUUCUUCCA
Benincasa hispida (wax gourd) is the source of this 832-nucleotide messenger RNA. RefSeq lists its product as uncharacterized. The record is from RefSeq and is a predicted model, not a curated record. Gene Ontology annotation, molecular function: serine-type endopeptidase activity. NCBI's taxonomy places the organism in Eukaryota, Viridiplantae, Streptophyta, Magnoliopsida, Cucurbitales, Cucurbitaceae. Gene Ontology annotation, cellular component: signal peptidase complex; membrane.